Molecule: messenger RNA, 3060 nt
Organism: Calypte anna (Anna's hummingbird)
Lineage: Eukaryota; Metazoa; Chordata; Aves; Apodiformes; Trochilidae
Product: ceramide synthase 4-like
Biological process (GO): ceramide biosynthetic process
Cellular component (GO): membrane
Molecular function (GO): sphingosine N-acyltransferase activity; DNA binding
Source: RefSeq, a predicted model, not a curated record
GGGGCGCGCAGGGGGCGGGACGCGGUCCGGGUCUCCGCGGAGACCGUUUCGGUACCGCCCCGGCGGGAGGCUGGAGGUUCCAUUUGCAGAGGCCCAGAAGGACUUGAUGACAUGAAUCCAGAUAUUUCCAGGAUGGCAAGGUCCCUGUAUGAGUGGCUGUGGCAGCACGAGUUCUGGCUGCCCCCAGGAAUCACCUGGGAGGACAUGCAAGAGUCUGAAGGCAUCGAUUACCCCCAGCCUCGGGAUCUCCUGCUCAGCAUCCCUUUUGCUUUAAUCUUGGUUGUCAUUAGGUGUGCCUUUGAAAGAGCCAUAGCCCUGCCCCUCAGUAGCAAACUGGGUGUGAGAGAUAAGCAGAGACCAAAAGCUCAGCCCAACCCUGUGCUGGAAAACUUCUACACUACACGUUGCAAGAACCCUGAAGAGGGGCAGCUGAUGAGUUUGGCCAAGCAGUGUGAUCUGCCAGUGAGGAAGGUGGAGAGGUGGUUCCGGCGCCGGAGGAACACAGACAGACCCAGCCUGUCCAAGAAGUUUUGUGAGGCCUGCUGGAGGUUUACAUUUUACAUCACUUCUUUCUGCACUGGACUUGCUGUCCUCUACGACAAACCUUGGCUUUGGGACCACAGAGAGUGCUGGACAGGGUAUCCACAGCAGCCUCUCCAACCCUCUGUGUUCUGGUACUACCUGCUGGAGCUCUCCUUCUACUGGUCCCUGGUCUUCACUCUGCCCUUCGAUGUGAAGAGGAAGGACUUCAAGGAGCAGAUAGUCCAUCAUGCUGCAACCAUCUUCCUGAUCAGUUUCUCAUACUGUGCCAAUUACAUCCGCAUUGGGACCCUGGUGAUGGUGAUUCAUGAUGCUUCUGAUUGCUUCCUAGAGCCAACUAAGAUAUUCAAUUACAUGAAGUGGAAAAAAACUUGUGACAGCCUCUUUAUGAUCUUCUCAGCUGUUUUCCUCAUCAGCCGCCUGAUCAUUUUCCCCUACACGGUGCUCUAUAACACCUACUAUUACUCCAUGGAGAUAUUCCAGCCCUUCUUUGGAUACUACUUUGUGAAUACACUCCUGACAAUUCUGCAGCUGCUCCAUGUCUUCUGGUCCUGCCUCAUUAUUCAUAUGGUCUACAAGUUCAUCCUCCAGGGCACGAUGGAAAAGGACAUGAGGAGUGACACGGAAGAAAGUGACAAGGAUGAAGAAAGAGAAAAGAUUAGGGAAAAGGAGAAAAAUGGGAUCACGUAUUUUAGCAACGUCACAAGCAACGAUUACAUCCAGAGGAAUGUCUCUGAGCCACUCAGCAGCAGAACCCAUCUCAGUAAUGGCCAUGUCAAGGACAGAUAGCUACUCUGACCCUGCUCCUGAUCUGGUCUGUAAUGAAUCCAGUCUUUUGUCUUUAGAACCAGUUUUGCUCGUUAUGUAGAUAAAAUGAAGUGCAAUUGCAGUAUCAUAGCUUUGUAUCAACAGAAGUGUUUAUAGUCAGUGAUGUCUGAAGGAAGAUUUUGGUCUUUCUUCAGUAAAAGCUUACUAUAGAUUGUAGUCUUGAAGCAGAUAGAAAGGGAUCAAAGCAGUUUGACUUGUAUUAGACUGUACUAUAGUUGUUAAAUGUGUUAAUCUUGAAAAAUGCUGGCAGUGUCAAGUCUUAACCACAUAAUGUAGCAAUCUAUUUAGCCUUUGGUCAGCCUCUGGAGGCCCUGACCCAUUACCACUAAUGAUUAUGGCUAACAAGAAAGUGUGAGACUCUAAAUAUUAGUAGGGGACACCUCUUUGAAGAAUACAGGAGCCCCAUAGACACUCAGAAAAUUAAAACUAAGCAUAGUGGAAUGAAAACUUUGGAAAGACAUGGGAGAAAACAUUUUUAUUUCAAAGGAAAUGCUGCUGUGUGCCGUAUGAGCAGUUUUGUAAUGAUGUGGAUGUCAGUGCCUUCUGUUGUCAACAUUAUUGCCACAAAGGUGGGAACUUGAAAGCCCAGACUGCAGAGAGUUCUCACUCAAAUCAUAGCUGGAAGAGCUGGAAAAUCCUGGCAGCUGUGUCUAAACUGUCAGGUAAUCCUUUAAGCACAUCUUGGAAGGAAACAGAAGAAGGGAGGUGACAAGAAAUUAGAUUAAUCUGGAGGACAACACUGAUCACUAAUUAAUAGCUCAUGUUUUCACCUGGUAUGAUUGGCACAGUGGGAAAUGUUUACAGAGUUAGCUUGUCACAAAAAGGAAUCCAUUUCCCCAGUCCUCAGAGGAAAAAGGAUCCAGAGAAGAUCUGCUGAACGUUAUGGAAUAAUCCUCUAAUGUGGCCUUCUAACUCUAGGGCUUCUGCCUGCUUGUAGCAAGAGUAGGAAGUUUUAAAACACUGGUCCAUGAAGUCAUGAUGCAGUUCUGAUCCAGUUUGUUUAGAUGUCCUGUAUCUUAUAUCCUGUGGAGUCUUAGACUUUGGACUCUGUAAAUCCUUAAAAGCAUUAAAUUAGUGACAUGAGUUGUGUUUUAUAGAUAGAUUAAUCUAUUAAAACAAAGCAUUGACAGAUUCACUGUAAUGAGUGAAGGGACUGCCAGGGCCAUGCAGACACUUCCCUGUUUGUGCCCAGUAAGGGCCAAUCCUAAUUUGGGGGGGGGGGACAUGGACCAAGGAAAUGCCUGAUUUGAGGAGGUGGUGCACGUUUAUAUUAAAGUCAAGUGACAGCAUAGAAGGACAGGAGAGUUUUUGAGGAUUCCACUCAGUUUGCUACAGAUGUGACUGAGAGAGCUUUGAUCUGAGCUUGUGUGUGCUCAUCUUAGGAUCAAAAUACAUUGGAUAAUAGCAGAGGGGAGAAAGUACACACAGCACAGGUGAUUCCCAGGCAGCAACACACUUGGGAGGAGAGCAUCUGCUCCUGCAUAGUCAUUUAAAUUUGAAUUUGCUGAAGAUAGUCUCUGAAACCUUCAGCUCAUUUGGAUUUCUAAGUACAUGUUCUGCAAGCUGUCACAUUUCUUUAGUUUGAGUGUGCAAUCUUGCCACUCCUCUGCAGGUGAUGUGUUCAGGAGGGAUGGUUAUGUAUCAUUUUGUACUACUGAAUGUAAAUGUUCUUUAUAAAUUACUUUUGAAGGG